CUCGUUCUUUCGUUUUCGUGCGAAGGAGAGAGAGGGGAAAACGGAUCACAGCAAAGCAACAAGAACGAAGAGCAAUGGCGACACUGGCUCGCCAAAUACCAAGUCCGGAUACGUUCCUCUGUCAGCCUUGGUCGUCUUUCGUCAGCGCAGCUCAAUUACCUUUUGUUGACAAUUCAUCCGUGGAGGUUGCAGACACCGAGACCUGCUGUCUGAGUGAAACUGUGAAGAACGGUAAACAAGAUAUGCUCGUCUACUGCCCUUUUCUCGCGCUGGAGGAUUUCUGUCUUGUUGUUUGCCAUGUCUGCAAUCAGGUGGUCACUCCUCAGGGCAUCCUCAAACACUAUGGUAGCUGGGGUGUAGUUUCCCUGUGAACAGAAACAGUCAGUCCCGGACCACCUCCCCUGCCCCUCUCCGUCCCACCCCCACAAAGAGACAUGCAUAAAAAGCGUCAUGGCUCCCCUGUUCCGUCUCGGGGUCCCCUUGUCCCGAUGAAGCCCAAGACCCCCGCGGUGGCCCCGGCUGUGAACCCCAGUCCGGGCGACACUCUGGCAUUCAGGGUGCCCAAAGACUACCCACACUCACGCUUCAACAAGGCACCACUCGCUGUCUACCCACCCAAGGGAGCCCGCAGCAAAACAUGUGUGUCUCUUCCGGUGGUCAGCCUGGAGAAGAUGCCCUGUCUGAGUCGUACCAGCUCCGCGUCCCACAUGCGCCUCAACUCUUCCCCCUCCGUCCACAAAGCCUCCUCCCUCACCUCUCCUCCCUCCCAGCGCUCGUCCGAAAAACUUCUCAACGGCAGGGGCAGCAGUGGACCCCCGACACCUCGCACCAGCCCCUCCCCUUCCUCUCUGGAUGGUCGCCCCAGCCCUGCCCGCUCGCCCCUGGACAGAAGACCCUCCUCCACUCCCUCUCCCUCCCAGCCUGACCGCAAACCCUCGCCAUCACCCUCCCCUUCGCACAGAUGUAGCGCUUUACCCUCAUCUUCAUCCUCAACACUGGAAAAGAAACAGCAAAAUGGAACCAAAACAACAGCAGCCAGGCCACACAAAAGGCUCUCAGGAAGAGUGUUCGAUCCAAAUAAGCACUGUGGAGUCCCAGACCCUGAGACGAAGCGGCCCUGCACGCGCUCUCUGACCUGCAAGUCUCACUCCUUAACUCAACGCCGGGCCGUCCAAGGAAGAAGGAAGCAUUUUGACAUACUGUUGGCUGAACACAAGAGUAAUGCCAAAGAGAAAGAGGGAGCAAAAGAGAGAGAGAAAGAGAGGGAUGUAGCCCAAGAACGAAAAGACCAGAGUUUGAACAAGAGUCUCACUUCACACCAGAGCCCCAGCAAGCCUCACUGCCCCAACGGACGACCACUGUCCACCCUAAAGCUACGGCUGGCCAAUGCUCACAUACCCAGGGCUCCAGGUCCCACUGCUUCCUCCUCAACCCCUCUGCCCCCCGCACCCACCCCUCCCUCCACUCCACACCCAGAGCCGUCCCCUUCAGGCUGGACGUCUUCAGCCGGAGAGGGGGGUCGACUCUCCAGUGAUGAGGGAGACGCAGAAUCACCAGAGGACACGGACAGAGCUGCCAUUCACUUCUCCAAUCACCACCCACAACCUCUGGGGUUUUGUGUUUUCAAAAGUCGACUAAUGGGACGGGGCCACUACGUGUUUGAUCGGCGAUGGGACAGGAUGAGGCUGGCUCUGCAGAAUAUGGUUGAAAAACAUCUCAACUCACAGAUGUGGAGGAAGGUGCCUUUUGCAGCUGAGAGCCUCCAGACACCCUCUUCCUCCUCCUCCUCCUCCUCCUCUUCUUCCUCUUCCUCCCAGCAGCCAUACCCUCCGUCCCCCCUCUCCGGCAGCUCUCCUGUCUCCACACUUCCAUCAAACUCCUACACUUCUACCUUUCCCCAAACAACAGGGGUUUUUAACAUCCGGGACACCCCACGUUCUCACACACAGACUGCACUGGGUAAAGCAGGCAACGGCACGCAUAAAUCAAGUCGCCAAUCGAAAGUGAUGGAGGACUCUUUAGUGGGAUCAAAGAAGAGGAAAAACUCUACUUUCUACUCGUUUUCGUCCUUGUUUCCAGCGGUAGAUAAUCACAAAAGGAAUGGUAGCAGUCACCAUCUGACGUUACAAGGCGCAGGGGGCACAGUUGCCACUCCUGGACGCCGAAAAGAGCUCGGAGGUGGGGGAGGUGGACUGUGGAGUGGGGCAGAGGGCUGGAUGUCGAGAGUUGAAGGGGCGCACAACUCACAAAGCAGUCGUGAGGCUGGCGUCAGUGCACCCUACACAUCCACCAAGGAUGCAGCCACUGCCCCGUACCAGCCCCUGCCCUCCCCCUCUGUCCCCCCGACCUAUGGAGGAAAACCAGAUAAUCGAAAGAGGAGGAGUCCCAGCUCCUUCAGAGGGAAGCCUAGCAAACUGAGCCGGCCGCGUGAACCAGAGAGCAUGUUUGGAACAGGCAACGACAGCAGUGGGAUACUGGCUUUGAGACCAGAGUCACCCAGACAGGUCAAGAUGCAUCACUGACACAAACCUGCUUCCUGGUUUGAAUGUUGGGCAGCUGCGAAGGCCACCACCAGUUGUGACCUUUGAACUCACCACUCUCUCACAAAACCAAUGGGCCGCUAUCCUGUUUAAAGUCUCUUUUUUACUUUAUAAAAAAUGAAUUCGCUCACAGAGACAAACGUUCUGGGAUUUUCAACCACAUUAGAACUGAUUGUACUUCUAGCCUGGACACCUUUUGGAUACAUUUCCAUGGAAAACUGUUGUUCACUCAGUCAGAACUCUCUCAUGUAGAAAGGGAAUUUGCCUUGACUUUACACUAAGGCAGCCUCAGCACCACUGCUCAAAAACUCCAAUGCAAUCAGAGCAUUUCUGGUUGUCUGUGUACCACUUCAACCACUUCCUGUGUCUGGUCAACAAUAGAGGAAAAUCCCAUUUGUUUUUAUGGUGUGCUGAUUUGAAGGACCCUCCGACACAACUACUGUAGGACUGUGAACUGCAGCUAUGCCACUUUGACUACCCCUGGUCCCUUUGCUCUUUCAUUUAAAGAAAGCAGCUUUGAUUGAGUUUUAUCCAUCUCUCUCUCUUUUCCUGUUUUUCUCUCUUUCAAAUCAUUCUUUUCAUCUUUUUGGAAACUGCUGUUUAUCUGUGUAUCUCUACUGCUGUCCUUGUUUCUCUAUACAAACCUAUCUUUGCCUUUGUGUACCCAGCAUGCCCGUGGUCAAAGUGCACUUACUCCUGUCUCCUCUAUCUCUCCCUCUACCCUCUGUCUUUCUCUCUCUUACUCCCCCUCCCUCUCUGUCUCUCUCUGUCUCUCUCCCCCUCCCUUUCCCUCAUUCUCUCUCUGUCACGGACUCCACAGCAGCCUCCAGCAGUGCCACACAAGGGAAGAUAACGUCUUUGUUACCGAUUCACUCAAUUUCAAUAUAAGAGGAAGAUUGUUGAUUUAUUCCCUUGAGUUAUUACUGCGAAAAACACAAGCGUCUGUGCGUGUGUCAGGACUCGCAUCCCAAAUGGACUGAUGAUGAUACAGUGAUGGAUGUCAUUUUGUAAAAUAAUUUAUCAUUGAUUAUGUUUGUUUUUGUAACUGACCUUUGAUGUUUGAGACAUUUUGAGCAAAAAAUAUUUCUAUGGCAUUUUGAAGAACUGUUGAAAGUAUUAUGAAAGUUCAUAUUGUUAAAAUGUGUACAUAGCUGUUUCUAUUUUUGUAUUUAUUAAUAAUUUACCUUUUACUAGGACAAGUUUUGCCCUAAUACCAUAUUUUUAUUUUGUCAUAUUAAUACUUUGGUCUGGUUCCUCACAAGUACAAGAAUAUGGUGAUAUGUUAAUUUCUUUAGUGGACCAUUUGUAGAGUCCUUAGCAGGCAUUUAGAGGUCUAUAAAUUAGAAUGUAAUUGAAAAGUCAAUGCAUGUCAACGGUUCAAUUCAAUGUGGAACAAAUAUCGAUUCUGAGUAAUAGAGAAGGAUAGAGUAGAAACAACUUUACUCUGCAAAAAUAUUUACAGUAGUCUAAAUACAGAUUAUGUUGCGGUUCGAUUUAUUGACUUGGAUGAAUAAUAUUUGAUGUUCAACUUAACCAUAAGUCAUUGAUUGUGUUGCUGUAUUGAUCUACUCCACUGACUGUAACAACCUGGUAUCACACAUAUCAAUCUUAUAAUUUUGAGAAACCAGACCCGUGUAAGGGCCCCACAUUCCUGUUUACCUGUGGUUUACCCUUUAUCCUUCCGCUGUUCAGAGCUAUACGAUUAUUUUUACCUGUCCACAACUUCCAAGACACCCACAUCUACUUCUAUGUCUGGCCGAUAUGAUUUUAUUUGGAUACAUUUAACGUUACAACUUCAAGACGAUUUACCCAAUAAUUGCAUUUUAUAUUUUUACAUGAGAGUCAGUUUUUUAUCUGCCCCAUUUUGUUGAAACUAAUUCUAGCGUUCACAUAAGACUUAAUCAUAAGAAUUGGCUUGACAGUAGCAUAAAGCUGUGAAGGCUACACCAGGUACUUGCCAACUGCUUUUCAAGUAAUUUUUAGAGUGUUGAAUAAUGAAUGAAUUGUACAUAUUGGGUUGUGUUUUUUCCAUGUUUUCAAAGUGCUUCCCAUGAUGACACUUUAUUGGUGUGUUAAAUGUAUUAGAUCUGUUUCUGGCCUAUAGCUGGCUUCAACUGUGGAUACAUACAGUACAUGUUUACUUGGGUACUUACGUAAUUGUAAGUGUAUAAAUACUUACUUGUACUACAUUACUGGCAAUUGUGUUUUCACCAAUCUUCUUAGCCUGCUGCUAUAUGCCAUGGAUUAAUUAUAAAAGCCAAUGAAUACAACUGUUAGUUUAUAUUUCUGUUGGUUUAGUGCCUAUAAUGCUAUGUUUAAGGCUUACGGUCUUGGUUUUUAGUACAUUUUCUGCUUUGUACUUUGUUUUUACCUAUCUAAGGGUCUUAUGAUGGUAUUUCAACAUUACGUUUGAUGAAUAGGAACUUACAGCCUUUUGCAGCUAAAUGUCUCAAAGCUGUUGUAUGUUGUUGUCGCUGUAGAAUUUUGUGGAGGUAUUAACAUUUUCUAAAACCUUCCUUUUUGCACUUUGUCAUAAAUGCCCUGAUCUUUAAUCAAGUUCUAUUUAUAUAAAUAUUUGAAAUAUACAAAUCUUUAUCUAUAUAUUUGUAAAGGUAUUUCAAGCUACUACAGUAAAUGAGGAAGAAUAUUCUUUUGACACAGCCCCUCAGAGUUGUGCUGGUGAUUGCCUAUGUGGUUCAAACUGUUGUCGUUCACAGCGGUUGGACCAAAAUUUAUUUCCCAAAACAAGUGAACAUUUGCUGUAAAAUAUUCAGACAUUUAUUAAAAGAUUUCAAGUUGA
Messenger RNA from Periophthalmus magnuspinnatus, 5340 nucleotides. RefSeq names its product ataxin 7-like 1 (gene atxn7l1). The coding region runs from base 435 to 2522 and encodes 695 amino acids. Lineage: Eukaryota; Metazoa; Chordata; Actinopteri; Gobiiformes; Gobiidae. The record is from RefSeq and is a predicted model, not a curated record. The transcript is spliced from 13 exons.